AUGUCGCGCUCUAGACGCCUGCAGCGCAUGUCCAGCGCAUCCAGCUCCAGCUCCUCCAGCACCUCUCCCGAGCGCGGAGCCGACGACGACAAUGACUCUUUCAUGCUCCAGGCCAACGACUCGCAGUCCUCGCUCGGCAUGGACAUGUCGCCGGAGCAAUCACAGACCGAGGCCAUGAGGAGGGAGUAUGAGGAGCGAUGUCGAGUGUCACCUGUUCACCGGCUGCCAGCCGAAAUCCUCAUCAGCAUCUUCGCGCGUUUGACAUCUCCGCACGAUCUGCAGAUGUGUAUGCUGGUAUCGAAAGAGUGGGCGCGGAACAGCGUGGGUCUGCUAUGGCAUCGGCCAGCGAUGAGCAAGUGGGACAGCAUACACAGCGUGGUACAGAGCAUUCGGGCAGCAAAGAAGUUCUUCGCAUAUCAGGAGCUUGUCAAGCGGCUGAACAUGUCCACACUAGCGGGGCAAGUCAGCGACGGUACGCUCAUGGGCAUGAUCGAGUGCAAGCGCAUUGAGCGGCUGACGCUCACAAACUGCUGCAAGUUGACGGACUUGAGUCUGCAGCCGCUGGUGGAUGGCAAUAGGAGCUUGUUGGCACUGGACGUUACUGGUCUCGACCAGCUCACUGAUCGCACAAUGAUCACGGUUGCGGACAAUUGCCUACGGCUGCAAGGAUUGAAUGUCACGGGCUGCAAGAAGCUCACAGACGCGUCGAUUGUCGCUAUUGCGCGAAAUUGCCGGCACUUGAAGCGCCUGAAGUUCAACAACUGUGUGCAGCUUACCGACGUGUCGAUUCUUACUGUCGCAACUCACUGCACACAUCUCCUCGAGAUCGACCUCUACGGAUUGCAGAACCUCGAGAGUCCUUCCAUCACGGCCUUGCUUACCUCAUGCCCGCAUCUUCGCGAAAUGCGUUUGGCGCAUUGCUCACGGAUCAACGACUCGGCUUUCCUCGACAUUCCCAACGACCCAGAGCUACCUGUUACAUUCGAUUCUCUGCGCAUCCUCGACCUUACGGACUGCGGCGAACUGGGUGACAAGGGCGUCGAGAAGAUCAUCCAGUCUUGCCCGCGAUUGCGCAAUCUCAUCCUGGCCAAGUGUAGGCAGAUCACGGAUCGCGCCGUGUUUGCGAUCACCAAGCUUGGCAAGAAUCUGCACUAUAUCCAUCUGGGGCACUGCGCACGGAUCUCAGAUCUCUCGGUCGAAGCACUGGCCAAGGCAUGCAACCGGAUCCGAUACAUCGACUUGGCUUGCUGCAGCAACUUGACGGACAACAGUGUUAUGAAACUGGCAGGCCUCCCGAAGCUGAAGAGGAUAGGGCUGGUGAAGUGCGCUGGCAUAACGGACCGGAGUAUCUACAGCCUCGCCGUAGGUGAGGUGAAGAAUGGGCGCAAGGUGAACGGUGUGAGCGUUCUUGAGAGAGUGCAUCUCAGCUACUGCACACUCCUUACACUUGAUGGCAUCCACAUCCUCCUCAACAACUGCCCGAAACUCACGCACUUGAGCUUAACAGGAGUGCAAGCUUUCCUUCGUGACGAGCUCCUAGCGUUUUGCAGAGAGGCCCCGCCGGAAUUUAAUGAACACCAGCGGGACGUCUUUUGCGUGUUUUCGGGAACAGGCGUGGCGAGACUGCGUGACUUCCUCAACGAACAAAAGGCACACGCGGCGGCCGCGGCUGAUUCCGUGGCAUCAUCCGUGGCCGACGACAGUGACGCGAUCGACGUGGACAUCGACGACAACAAUCCAGAUUCUGAUGGCAGUAACACGCCGGUUGUCAAUGUCAACGUUCAUGGCAACUACCCGCACGGCCACACGCCUAUCAUACCAGGUCCAAGCUCAGCCGUCGGAUUUCAGGGCGUUAUACCUCCAAAUCAUGGCCAUGGAUCUGCUGGAGCGCUGUCGAAUCUCAGUCAGAGUGCACCCGCGACUACUGGGGGCGCGAUCUGGGCUGGCGGCGGCACACCUGUUGUCAUCCAGCACGGCGGUGGUGCGCAACAUGUAACUGGCAUGAUGGGCGCGACCAUUCUGGACGAGGUGGAAGGUGACGAAGCUUUCGGUGAGGGGAGCGAGAUUAUGGGUGAUUGA
Zasmidium cellare ATCC 36951 is the source of this 2079-nucleotide messenger RNA. RefSeq lists its product as uncharacterized. NCBI's taxonomy places the organism in Eukaryota, Fungi, Ascomycota, Dothideomycetes, Mycosphaerellales, Mycosphaerellaceae. Gene Ontology annotation, molecular function: protein binding. Bases 1 to 2079 code for a protein of 692 amino acids. Gene Ontology annotation, biological process: SCF-dependent proteasomal ubiquitin-dependent protein catabolic process. The record is from RefSeq and is a predicted model, not a curated record. The transcript is spliced from 2 exons. Gene Ontology annotation, cellular component: SCF ubiquitin ligase complex.